Beta vulgaris subsp. vulgaris (sugar beet) is the source of this 1090-nucleotide messenger RNA. Its product is annotated as photosystem II core complex proteins psbY, chloroplastic. The record is from RefSeq and is a predicted model, not a curated record. The transcript has a single exon. Gene Ontology annotation, cellular component: chloroplast thylakoid; photosystem II; membrane. Gene Ontology annotation, biological process: cell redox homeostasis; photosynthesis. Bases 132 to 689 code for a protein of 185 amino acids. Gene Ontology annotation, molecular function: manganese ion binding. NCBI's taxonomy places the organism in Eukaryota, Viridiplantae, Streptophyta, Magnoliopsida, Caryophyllales, Amaranthaceae.
CUAAAGAAUACUAGAACACCCCCCUCUGAACCCCUCAAAUAGUCUCCUGUGCUUUACAUAAAAGAAACCAAGCUCCCCUACUUCACAUAACUCAGAAUCCCUCUGAUCUUCUUGCUCCUCCUGUGCCCUCCAUGGCUGCAACAACAUUUUCUACAACUAUUCACAACCCCAAGUAUCACUUCAUCAUCAGCUCAUCAUCCUCUUCAAAACCGUCUUCAUUACCUGUUUCUCAACCAUUAAAACCCUCUAGCAAACCUGGAAAAUCAUGGUCUUUGGCUAAAACAUUGGCCUUGGCUAGCACUGCCCUUUCGCCCUUAGCCUCUUCCCCCAUAGCCUUGGCAGCGAAGCAAAUAGCCGAGUCACCCCAAGAAGAUAACCGUGGCCUCGCCCUUCUGGUGCCCGUAGCAGCUGCAGUAGGUUGGGUGCUCUAUAAUAUCCUGGGGCCUGCACUGAACCAGAUCAACAAAAUGAGGAGCGAGAAAAUGAGCGUCGUGGGACUCGGGCUUGGUGGGUUAAUAACUGCUGCAUCUAGUGCUUUGCUUGUGCCUAGUGCUUCUGCUGUGACUGAAGUUAUUGAAAAUGAGGGAGCAGGGAAUGGUGGUAACCAAGGUUUGCUUGCCUUAAUUGUUGCUGCUGCUGUGGCUUUAGAGGUGGUGUUGUUGAGUAGCAUGCAAUCAAAAUCAGAAUAGGAGGGUGGGGGUCAUUGAUGGAAUCAUGGGUGAAUUUUGAUUGGGUUAGUACUGUUGUAUAGCAUCAAGAUGUAGCAAAAAUAACUCUGUAAUAGGUAGAUGUGUAUGUGUAUGUGUAUUUUGUCCUUGAAUGUAACAAAGAGUUUUUUUGAUUGAACUAGUGGGAAAUGAUCUAAGCCAUUAAGGCUAGACAAGGUACGCUUGUUUAGCUUCCUUGUUUGUUUGCCUGGUUGUACUUGUCAAAAAAAAAAAAAAAAAUUGUCCUGUGAAUUCUUGAAGGGAACUAUAUUCAAAUAUAUUUGUCACCAAUUGGCAAUUACACAAGGGAUACUUCUACUAGUACCCUUCCUUUUGUAUCCUUUUUUUAAAUCAAUGUUCAUGUCUCUUCAUUUUAUGUGUAA